Molecule: messenger RNA, 505 nt
Organism: Sipha flava (yellow sugarcane aphid)
Lineage: Eukaryota; Metazoa; Arthropoda; Insecta; Hemiptera; Aphididae
Exons: 1
Source: RefSeq, a predicted model, not a curated record
AUGCAUCUAGUUAUCAGGAAAGGCGUGUACCCCUACGAAUAUACCAACAGCUGGCAACGAUUGAGUGAGACGAGACUGCCUGAGAAAAAACAUUUUUACAGUACAUUACUUGAAGAACACAUUGAGCACGAAGAGUAUGAACACGCAACGCAGGUAUGGACUCACUUUAAUUGUCAGACUCUAGGCGAUUAUAGUGAUCUAUACCUGAAGAUAGACGUAUUGUUACUGGCUGACGUGUUUGAAAAUUUUCGCGAUCUCUGUAUUUCAACGUAUAACCUCGAUCCUUCAAAUUAUCAAACAUCACCAGCGUUAACAUUUGAUAGCAUGUUGAAAUACACGAGGAUAGAGUUGGAGCUCGUCAGUGAUUACGAUAAAUUACUCAUGCUUGAGACGGGCAUAAGAGGUGGUCUAGUCCAAGCUUCUCGACGAUUUGCUCGAUCCAACAACGAAAAGACUCCGGGGUUUGAUUGUAAUCAACCAAAAUCGUAUCUCGUUUAUCAAGAUU